AUGCGCCCCGUCGCAGCUCGCCGUCUCUGGUGCCACCUCGCCGGCGCCGCCUCCCCGCCUCGCCCCGACGUCGCCCCGCGCCUCGCCCUGCGCCCUGCCGCCGCCCUGGCUCCGUGCUCGAGUCCCGCGCCGCCCUGCGACCCUGCUGCGGUGGACAAGCCACCCGCCGGCGACGACCUCCCUCCCUCGCGCCCGUGCCACGACCUCCUCCUCACCGAACCCCACCACCGCCCGUCGCCUCGUCCUCCUCGUCUCCUCCUCGCCGACGAUGCAUCCCUGUCCUCCUCCCCAAAGGCUCCACCGAGCCUCGCCGCCCCCUGCUCACCAACGCAGGUGAGGACCCCGGUCCUCCUCCUCCUCCCUGUGCCCUCACGCCGGUGCUCGGCCGCGCCACCGCACCAUCCGCUUGCUGCCGGGAGCCACAGAACCGCGCGUCGCGCUCGCCGACGCUUCCCGCACUCGCCGCCCUCGCUCCGCGGCCUCGCCCCCUUGCUCCCGCUCCGCCGCAGCCGCUGCCGGCUGCUGCUCCGGCCGGCGAGCCUCGUCGUGGCUGGCCUGGCCAGUGCCCAGUCGGGCUAG
Molecule: messenger RNA, 579 nt
Organism: Aegilops tauschii subsp. strangulata
Lineage: Eukaryota; Viridiplantae; Streptophyta; Magnoliopsida; Poales; Poaceae
Source: RefSeq, a predicted model, not a curated record